CCAAGGGCAGUGUCGUGCCGGCGAACCCGGCGUACCAGGGCUCGCUGAAGAGCGGCGCCAACUCGUCGCCCUCGUCGUCGUCGCACUCGCUCGGCCGCGCCGGCGGCGCCGGCAGCUCGGGCGAGUCGCGCGGCAGCAGCCUCUCGGGCAGCGGCUCCGGCGGCGUGCCGGACCGCCGCGGCGGCCUGGCCGAUAAGACGGGCCCCGCCCCGCCCAUCGUCGUCGUCUCGUCGGAGAUGCCGCAGGACCCCAUGCCGCAUCCCUCGCUGGGUCCCGGCGGCGUGCCGCUCGGCGGCACCUCGUCGCCGCCGCCCGCCGGCGCCACGGUGCCGACGCUCGGGCUCGGGCCCUCGUCGGGCGCUGGCGCCGGCGCCGGCCUCGCGCCUGGCGACCUGGCCACGCCGCCAAAGGCUGGCGCGCUCAACCGCCUGCGCCAGGGUGCGGGCGGUGCUGGCGGUCCCAAGGACACGAUUCCGAUCACCAGCAAGACGCCGCCGCGGAAACAGCGCAGCAGCCGCUUCCACGUCACGGAGAAGGUGGAGCUGGAGAAGCUGCCCAACUUUGGCGAGGUCGUGCCGGCAGACCGGCCGGAGCUUUUCAUCCGCAAGCUGCGGCAGUGCAGCGUCGUGUUUGACUUCAACGACGCGUCGCAGGAGCUCAAGGGCAAGACGGUCAAGGCGCAGACGCUGCACGAGAUGCUCGAGUACAUCACGAGCCAGCGCGGCGUCAUCACAGAGGCGAUAUACCCAGAGGUGGUGGCCAUGUUCGGCUCAAAUCUGUUCCGCUCCAUUCCGCCACAAGUGAACCCCACGGGCGAUGCCUUCGACCCGGAGGAGGACGAGCCGGUGCUGGAGCUGGCGUGGCCGCACCUGCAGAUCGUGUACGAGUUCUUCCUGCGCUUCGUCGAGAGCCCUGACUUCAACACCAACGUCGCCAAGAAGUUCAUCGACCAGCACUUUGUGCUGCAGCUGCUCGAGCUCUUCGACAGCGAGGACCCGCGCGAGCGCGACUUUCUCAAGACGACGCUGCACCGCAUCUACGGCAAGUUCCUCAACCUGCGUGCCUUCAUCCGGCGCUCCAUCAACAACGUCUUCUUCAUGUUCAUCUACGAGACGGAGCGGCACAACGGCAUUGCCGAGCUGCUCGAGAUUCUCGGCUCCAUCAUCAACGGCUUUGCGCUGCCGCUCAAGGAGGAGCACAAGACGUUCCUCACGCGCGUCCUCAUCCCGCUGCACAAGGUCAAGAGCCUGGCGCUCUACCACCCGCAGCUGGCAUACUGCGUCGUGCAGUUCCUCGAGAAGGACAGCAGUCUGACGGAGGAGGUGCUGCUCGGCCUGCUGCGCUACUGGCCCAAGGUCAACAGCCCCAAGGAGGUCAUGUUCCUCAACGAGGUCGAGGAGAUCCUCGACGUCAUCGAGCCGAGCGAGUUUGUCAAGAUCGAGGUGCCGCUCUUCCAGCAGCUGCAGCGCUGCAUCAACUCGCAGCACUUCCAGGUCGCCGAGCGCGCCCUCUACUUCUGGAACAACGAGUACAUCGUCAACCUCAUCGGCGACAACGUGCAGGUCAUCCUGCCGAUCGUCUUUGCGAGCCUGUACCAGAACUCGAAGAGCCACUGGAACAGGACAAUACACGGCCUGGUGUACAAUGCGCUGAAGCUCUUCAUGGAGAUCAACCCCGCCCUCUUCGACAUGUGCACGAACGACUUCAAGCACCAGCGGCAGGCCGAGCGGCAGAAGCUCAAGGCGCGCGACGAGGCGUGGAAGCGGCUGCGCGAGUCGGCGCUCUCCAACUGCGCGGCGAUGGGCAACACGCCGCCAAAGGCCAUCGUCGAGGACGACCGGGCGCCGCCGCGCUCGAGCGCCUCGGAGCUCAUGAGCCUUUCCGACACGGACUCGGUCGGCUCGGCGGGCGAUCUGGGCGAGAACGAGGAGGGCAGCAGCAGCUUUCUAGAGGGCGUCGGCGAGGGCCUGGGCCAUCGCGGCAACGGCGAAGUGUCGACGACGGAUUUUGAGGACGCCGGGGAGGGCUUUGAUUCGGCUGCCGCAGAGGCCGGACCAACUACGCCGCGGGCCGAUGGCCUCGACGGCAUGAAGCGCUUCCCGGAAACCGCGCGCCAGCAGGUCGGCAAGAAUGCGGAGAGUCCGCAUGUGCGCCGCAAGUCGGUCAUCCCCAUGGACCCGACAGUGCUGAACGAGCUCAACGCACACAAGAGUCUGGACGACACGAUUCCCAAGUCGCCGACACCGCAGUAGAGCGCGCCCUCCGGCACCCUCGGCUGCUUCUCAUCUCUUCGAAUGCCUAGACGCAGGACUUGCGCAGGCAGCUACGCACUGCGCCAUCGCG
Molecule: messenger RNA, 2343 nt
Organism: Tilletiopsis washingtonensis
Lineage: Eukaryota; Fungi; Basidiomycota; Exobasidiomycetes; Entylomatales
Product: protein phosphatase 2A regulatory B subunit
Exons: 7
Coding region: 237-2252 (671 amino acids)
Biological process (GO): signal transduction
Cellular component (GO): protein phosphatase type 2A complex
Molecular function (GO): protein phosphatase regulator activity
Source: RefSeq, a predicted model, not a curated record